Molecule: messenger RNA, 999 nt
Organism: Closterium sp. Naga37s-1
Lineage: Eukaryota; Viridiplantae; Streptophyta; Zygnematophyceae; Desmidiales; Closteriaceae
Source: the annotation of a GenBank genome assembly
AUGAACUUGAUAGCGAUGAACGACAAGGAUGAGAUCUAUGAGGAUCCUGAGUCUACUGAGGUUGAUGAGAGCGAGGACACGGAUGAUACGGGAGCGAGUGUGGAGGCAGCAGUGAAGCAGGAAGAAGAGAUAGUCACCAUGGAGGCAGCAGCGGUGAAUGAUGGAGAUGGAGAUGGUGUCAACACUUUUGCAGCAGCGGUCGUGGUUAAAGAUGAAGCAGUAAAUGCGAAGUGUGUGGGAGUUGAAGCUGUGAAAGGGGGCAUCAUGGUGAAGGGAUCAAAGGCGAAUGCAACUGCAAAGGGGCGAGUGCUUAUGAAAGAGGAGUACGUUGAGGGGUACGAGACUCGAGAGGUGUUGGGUGCUAAGAUGCCGAGGAGAAGCGAGAGGCUUAAGAAAAUCUCUCAAGGUUUGGAUGUCAAGGCGCUCAACUUCAAGACACGUAAGCAGAGGUUCAAGGGGCCCACUCCAAUCCCCUCCUCCAACCGCGCCUUCCGCGGCAGCAGCCAGUGCUCCCCGUUGCAGCCCGCGGCGGGCGGCGGGCAGCGGCAGGCGCGGGGCCAGGGGAAGCAGCAGCAGCAGCAGCAGCAGCAGCAGCAGCAGCAGCAGCAGCAGCAGCAGCAGCAGUACACGCGGCGGCAAGUGAGCGCUAGCAGCAGCGCUGCCAGCAGCAGCAGUGGCAGCAGUGGCGGCAGCAGUGGCAGCAGUGGCGGCAGCAGUGGCAUCAGUGGCAGCAGCAGUGGCAGCGGUGGCACGCACCCCUCGGGCAGUGAGGACUGGGGGAGCCAUGGCACGGAUGACUGCGAGCGGGGGGGCGAGCAGGAGCAAGUGGUGAGCACGAGGUACACUCGGAGGGAAUGGGAAUGGCGUGCUGGUGCAGAGUCGUGGCAGGGGAGGCGGUGCUGCCAGGGGGAGGAAACGGAAGGGUGCGCCGAAGACGACAUGGGGGAGGGGGAAGAAGGCGAAGAACGCAAGAAAGAAGCGCCGCAGCAGUGGAGGUAG